ACGUCACGGCCAGCCCCCCCUUUUUCUCCGAGCUCCGAGUCCUUCUCGGCGUUUGUCCGAGGGCUCUCCACGCAGCUCGGUGAGGAUUCGAAAGAAUAGACUUUUCGCCAUUGGUAUCACAUUGAGACGCUGCAUUUUCCAUUCUUGGACCGGGCGAUUCUGUUUGGGGCAGCCGAGCUUUGCCUGAAAGGUUCAGAGAUUCAGUCCAUUGUCAUCAAGGUGGGAACAUGGUAGCAUCCAGGCAGGCAUGGUACAGGAGGAGCUGAGAAAGAGCCAUAGAGAAAGAUAGCAAACAUGACUUUCUGGAUUUCCUGUAUGUCUGCACAGGACUUCUAGAUCUGUACAGAACAGGAUAUUUUCUGUGUCCUUCCCUGCUCUGCUCAUGCCUACCACAAGAAUAGGACUUCCUAAUAAUUUGCUGAAAGAAUUAAAGAAUAAGCCAGACCUGAAAUAAACCAGUACUUCCAGUACCUCCAAUAAAUGAAAUAGAAGAGGACUCCAUAUAACCCUGUAUUAAGAGGAAUGGAGAUUGCCUCUGUGCACUUAGAUUCAUAAGCUGUCCCGAAGUGAUCUUGGCAUCAGGGAAGGGAGUGUUCAGGCACAUUUCACCAUCAGCAUCACGGGAUGGCAGCCAUUGAUUUGUCCCAUGGCCUUCUUUCUAGAGAGCCUAUCUACGUCUACGAAGCAAACAUAGAGGUAGAAGGGACGGUGACUGACAACCAGGCAAAUUGUUACCAGGAUUCAGUGACCUUCGAUGAUGUGGCUGUGGAGUUCACCCCGGAUGAGUGGACUUUACUGGACCUGACUCAGAAGAAUCUAUACCGAGAGGUCAUGCUGGAGAACUAUGAGAACUUGACUUCAGUAGGAUGUCAGUUAUUCAUUCCUAGUCUGACCCCCUGGUUAAAACAAGAAGAGCCCGAGGCGGAAAGUGCUGUUCCUCAACAAUUGGAACUACAACCUACAAUUGACGAUUCAGAGCUUGAGAAUUAUUUUAGGAUGCAAAGUUCCAGUGCAACAGAAAUGGUGGGUGACUCAUCUCUUCAGGAGCAGUCAGGAAACCACAAUGAAGGGGACCUAUGUGACUCUAAGCCAUGUGGAAAUGUGUUGGGUGAACAAUUAUGCCUUAACACAGAGGUGAGCAUGCAAAGUCAAGGAUACAGUUCUGAGUGUAACUGGUAUGGGAAAGACAUUCUUUCUUUGCUCAAGGAAACCUCUACUGGACAGACCGUUUCUGAGCUUAAUCAGUGUGGAAAACUCUUCAGUCUGACUCCAAACAUCAUGUACCCGAGCACUAGCACAAAUGAGAAGCCCUUUGAAUGCACAGACUGUGAGACAGCCUUUUUUAACCAGUCUUACUUUCAGCCAGAUAUGAGGCCUCACAAUGGAGGAGAACCCUUUGACUGGAGUAAAUACGGGAAUGGUUUUAUUCAUCCUACAGGCCUUGCUAUGCAUCUUCCAAUUCUCAAUGCAAGAAACCCUUACAAAUUUGAGGAAUGUGGAAAGGACUUUCAGUAUUUUGCAUGCCUUAAUAAUCCCAUGGGAAUGUGCACUGGAGAAAAAUUCUGUGACUGCAAGGAAUGUUGGAAAGCCUUCACGGUUUCCUCACACCUAACUCAAUAUGUAUCAAUUCAAACUGAAGAAAAGUCCAAAGUAUGUAAGAUAUGUGGGAAGUCCUUUGCUAACUAUUCUCGACUUUCUGCACAUGUAAAAACUCAUAAUGAAGAAAAGCCCUUUGUAUGUAAGGAGUGUGGAAAGGCCUUUAAAAAUAUGUCAUACCUUAAUGAUCACGUUAGAAUUCACACUGGAAUAAAAUCAUACAAAUGUAUGGAAUGUGGGAAAGCCUUCCUUCGAUGGUCAGGCCUUACUGAACACAUAAGAGUUCACACUGGGGAAAAGCCUUACGAAUGUAAGGAAUGUGGAAAAACCUUUUCUAGAUCUACUCAGCUUACUGAACACAUAAGAACACACACUGGAAUCAAACCUUAUGAAUGUAAGGAAUGUGGGAAAGCCUUCACUCAGUACUCGGGCCUUGCCACCCAUGUACGAAUUCAUAGUGGAGAAAAGCCCUUUGCUUGUAAGGAGUGUGGGAAGGCCUUUACCAGGACCUCUGGCCUGAUUCAUCAUGUGAGAACUCACACAGGAGAGAAGCCUUUUGAAUGUGUUCAUUGUGGGAAAACCUUCAUUACUUCCUCCCAUCGCACUAAACAUCUGAAAAUUCACAGUGGCGAAAAGCCCUUUGUGUGUAACAUAUGUGGGAAAGCAUUUAUAUAUUCUACAUCCCUUAACAUUCACAUGCGAACCCACACUGGAGAGAAGCCCUAUAUAUGUAAGCAGUGUGGGAAAGCCUUCGCUGUUUACUCACGACUGAGGAAACACAGCAGAGUUCACACUGAGGAGAAGCCCUAUCAAUGUGAGGGUAUGGCCGUUGCUAUUUAGCCCAUCUGUUGCCACCUUUAAAUAUUGACAGUGACACCAAAGAUCAUCAGAUUCGUCUUAACUGCUUUGUGUGGGUUACAGAGGCUCACACUGGCCUUAGACACUAUCCUAAUUUUAUGAAAUAGGAUAUUUAGGUGCCCCGCCCCCCAACUUUUCUUCUUUUGGGUAGUGCUGAGGAUUGACCUAGAACAUCAAGCAAGCUAGGCAAGCACUCAGUUACUGAGCUACCGUUUCCAGGUACCCUGGAACCUUUUCAUGAAUAUCUGAGUCAGAGCAUCUGUGGGUCAUAAGUGAGGCCAGGAUACUAAGUGGCUUCAUUCUGAUGCUAGACUCUUUGUAAUCAGAACAUUUCUAAAUGCUAUGAAAACAGAUUUGAUCCUUUUUCUUGGUUAAUGGCUGCCAGUGUGGCUUGUUAAUGUGAAAAUUCAUCACAGGCCAAGAUAAUAUAGGACACAGGUGGAUUGUGGAAAGACACUCCUAGGCAACUACUCGGACCCCAUUGGUUCUGGUGAGCAUACCAAGAAAUAGUUCCUACCUGUUCUUAAUAGCUAGUCUACUUACAGAUGUUAAUCCUGUGGUCCUUUAUAAAAUUCAGAUCGUCCAUUCUGCCCCAUCUUUUGGAUCCAAUUUUGGAUUGCAGCGACAGUAACUUUGUCCAUAUUCCUCAGGUUGGUUGAGAUUGAUGAUCUGAGGAUAGAACUGGGGGCCUCGUGGAUGCUAGGCAAGUACUCUGUCACUAAGCCUCAUUCCUAGCUGGCCUAGUCUCUUUAGCACAGAUUUCUCAGUUACUGCAGUGUGGAUAGGCUGAGAGUUUUUUAAAGGUACAGUUCUCUUUGUUUAACAAUUUCUUCUUAGCUUCAGUGUUCUCCCCUUUUCAUAUUUUACUAAAGGCACUCAGGAGGAACCAAGUUGCUCCUUUUGAACACUUUAAUUACAGAUAAGUUUCUGAAUCUAUCACUCUCAAGUUCUCACUUCCACACAAAAUACAGAUCUGCUUGGUUCAAUAUCACUACACAUCACUGAUUGCUUUUUCUUCAUGUUCUAAUAACAUGUUCUUCCUUCUUAACUAAGGGAGUCCUCACCAGAAUAGCUGGCCUCUACCUGUCACUCAGUUUCAAGGCUACUUGCAUGGGUUUAAGUGGGUUUUUUUUACUGCACUGCCACAGUACCACAAAACACUAGAGCUGGCAAAAUGGCUCAGAAGGUAAAGGUGCUUGUGAGCAGGAACUGAGUUUGAUCCCAGGGACCCACACAGUCAAAGGAGAGCACGGAUUGCUACACAUUAGCCUCUACUUCUACAUGCAUACCACACUUGCACACACAUGUAUACACCAUAAAUACAACACAAAACAGCAUAAACCAAGGUGCUUUAAAAUUUCCCUUUAAGAGAAACAAAAUUUUAGGUUAGCAUAAGUAUUGGGUUUUAUUAUGGCAUUUUCAUUUCUAUAGAUCGUUGUACUUCUCAUUAGCUUACCACUUUUGGAUAAAAUUUUAGGGCUGCGAGUUUUGCUCAAUGGUAAUAGUCCUUACCUAGCAUAUGAAUAGCUAGUUUUCAUUCCCUGCAGUGGACAGACCAUAUAUAGCAAUUUAUUUUCUUACACAUACAAGAAUAACAGCAUGGGAGCUAGUGAAAUGGUUCAGAGGGCAAAGCUCUUGCCCUGCAAACAUGAGGACCAGAGUUUGUUUUCUCAGAACCCAUCUAAGUGCCAGAUGGCUGUGGGGGCAGGCCGCCUGUAACCCCAAGACUUGGGAAGUAAGAUGGGAAUCCUCGGGCUAUCUGAGUAGUUAGCUUACUUGAAUCUACGAGCUUCGGGCUCAGCAAGAGACCCUGCUUCAGUGAAUAAAACGGAAAGUGAUUUGGGAAGCCUAACAUUACUUUCUGGUUUCCACAUGCCACAUACAAAUGUGGAAACACCAACAUGCACAUGCACACAUGAACACAGAAUAACAGCAUGCUUGGCUUCUGGAGUAGACUCUUCCUGGCAUGCAGUCGCUUUCAUAUGACAAAGUCUGAAAAUGAGGAUUUUUUUUUCCCUCUACUCAUACAAAUCGCAGCAUUGUGGAAUGACGUUUCCACUCAUUGUCCUGGACUAUCAAAUGAAAUUCUAAAGACCCUAUCUGAACAGUCAUGCUGAGCUUUAGAUUUAACAUGAAUUUGAGUGGGUCAUAGAUUCUUUUGGUUUCCCAGACAGGUAAUGAUAUUUGUAGAUAAUGAUGUUAUUUUUUUUUCUAUUUUAGUUGUUUCCUUACAUAAAUUAGUAUGAUGUCCAGCACACUAGUGAAAGUAGUAUAAGCAUAUUUUCCUUUAGAAUUAUAAUGAGGUAUGCUCUCCAUUAUACUGAUUUGCUUAUUAGGAUAGAGGGUUUUUUUAAUAUCUGGAUUUUGCAUAAUGGUUUUAUAGUAUUUCUUUAUUUGUGAGGCAAAAUUCCUCUUGGAUUCAUUAAUUGCUUUCCCUGUAUCCUCUGAGAUGACUAUCCUCAUUGGCUGGUAGCACUCAGGUAUCUAGGAUUUCAUUGUUCCAUAAUAAUAAAUACUGGAAUGACUAAAAGGACUCUAAAAUAAAGCAGUCAUUUAUUAAUGAUUAUAUAUUAUUAGUUUUCUGAUGUUAACUUUAAAUUCUUAGAUACAUUCAACUUGGACAUUAAGGUUCAUUUUUGUUUUGUGUGAUUGCUGAGGAUCAAACAAGCCCAGAUGAGGCAAGCACUCUGCCACUGAGCUCUCAUCUUGAGCCCAAUGGAUCGUUUUUACUACGUAAUGUUGUUUGUUUAUGCUUGCUCACAUAAAGAUUGCCAUAGCUAUUCUUGAGUAGCAUUGGCAUGUAACUUCUCCUUCUAUGUAAAGAAGUGGAGUAGGGGUAAGAAGAGUGCCUGCUUAGCAGUGCGCAAGGCUGUGGUUUCAAUCCUCAGCACCACCAAAACUGCCAGAUUUAAAGUGAACUGACUGGUUUUAGCUGUAGGUUAGAACAGUGUCAUACACUGCAGUGAAUGUAUUCCUCUCCUGUCCUAAUUCUAGACCUGUUCAGUUUCCUGAUUUAGAAUAAUUGACACUGUUAGGUACCCGUUUUCUAUUACCUUAAACUAUUCAGUAUCUUUUAUGUUUAUAGGACACCUAAGAUUUACAAUAUCAUUUAAAUUUUUUGAGUAUAUUUUUCUAGGCAUGCUUUCAUUUUCACAUAUGAAAUUUAUUUUUUCCUGUAUUCCUGAUGUUUCAUGGUUGCAUAAUUAACUAACUUUGGGUCUGCCUUGUAUUUCAAUCUGUAAUAAUUUCUCCUUGUAUUUAAAUUGAGUUAAUCUUCAGUCAGUAUUCUUUUGGAGAAUAUUUGUCUCAAACUACAGCAUGUUGCCUCACACUGUAAUCUUAGCGAUUGGGACGCCAAGGCAGGAGGAUCACAGAUUUAAGGGUAGCCUGAGCCUGGGCUAUUUUGUGAGACACUGUCUUAAGAAGACAAAAAUAAAAAAUAAGACAAGACAAAUGUACCCAAAGGAGGAGUUGGGGCCUGGUAAAUAAUCUGGGAGGGAAAAAAAUUUGUCUUGAAAUACUUAACUUUCCCAUAGAGUUUUUAUUUCAUUGACUCUGGCAGGUAUGGACAUGGUUAUAUAUUUCAAUUUUCUUUUUGUAUCCUUGGUUAAAAAAAAAUUGGGGGGAGGUGCUAGGAUUCAAAGUUGGGGCUUUACACAUGCUAUAACCCAGGUGUAGAUGUGUCUUUUAUAUAUACUUUAGUUAGAGUUUUAAAACUCUGAUUACUUGAAAAAUCCUGAUUAACAAUUCUUUUAGACCAUUAUGUAUAAUGCAACUAGUAACAAAAUUGGAAAUUUAGCAACUUUUUUCUUCUGUAUUUGUUGCAUGUACCUUUUCUGUAAUGAUGUUUUCACUGAAAUUUUACCCAGUGCUUGAAAUUUAUGUACUCCAUUUACUAUUUAGUUGCUAUUCUAAAACAUUAAAUCCAGUUUUAAAAUAAAGCGUGUUAAUA
Messenger RNA from Mus caroli (Ryukyu mouse), 6406 nucleotides. RefSeq lists its product as uncharacterized. Gene Ontology annotation, biological process: regulation of transcription by RNA polymerase II. Gene Ontology annotation, cellular component: nucleus. Gene Ontology annotation, molecular function: DNA-binding transcription factor activity, RNA polymerase II-specific; RNA polymerase II transcription regulatory region sequence-specific DNA binding. The record is from RefSeq and is a predicted model, not a curated record. Lineage: Eukaryota; Metazoa; Chordata; Mammalia; Rodentia; Muridae.